Molecule: messenger RNA, 3806 nt
Organism: Athalia rosae (coleseed sawfly)
Lineage: Eukaryota; Metazoa; Arthropoda; Insecta; Hymenoptera; Athaliidae
Product: putative gustatory receptor 28b
Exons: 8
Coding region: 2808-3323 (171 amino acids)
Biological process (GO): sensory perception of taste
Cellular component (GO): neuronal cell body; membrane; dendrite
Source: RefSeq, a predicted model, not a curated record
UCUCUAUGUUCAAUAAACAGUUGUAACACGUUUAAAAUUUUUGUGACGCUUCAAUAAGAGUCAGUUUAAAUUUUGAAAAAUACUGAUUCUUACAAAGUUGAUACAGUCUUGAAAAAAAAAAAACUGAUAUCGAAAGAGAUGAAUCUUAAGAACGACGGAUACCAGGUUUCGAAAGUUAUAGUUCUUCCAUGGUUCCGGAUUUUCAGAAUCGCACGGAAUCGAUCACGAUGAUCCGGAUAUUGCCGCUUGAAUGAAAAUUCUGCGAUACAUCCAUCCAUAUGAUAUUCACGACGACCGUAUCGAGGAACGUUUGCGCGGACCUCCCUUUACGUACGCUCGAUGUGGAGUCAACAAAAUUGAGUGAUGAGAUGGUUCACUUUUGAAUGUUGAAAGUCCGGAAUCUUCGGACAAUUAUAGGCCUUCCGGCAAUCCGAAAUUAUGUUGGUUUCCGGUAGUAUCCGUUGUUUAAUGACCUUCAAUAACGUACUUGCGUUUUCUGUCCGGAACGGGAACGAUGACAAUCUUACCAGUUUCUCGUUAAUACUCGCCGAAAAGCCAUUGCCCGUCGAUGAUUCGAUCGCGAUGGUAUUGACUUAUUGUCAGCUUUAUCGAUCUCGACAACAUGACCUAUGCCCCCGACAUUUUCGGAAUUAAAUAUCAAUUUAAUGAUAAUGAAUAUAGCCUCACCAAUAAAAUUUGACCAGUCGACGACGGUAUGUCUGAUAAAAUUCGUUACUCUUUCAAAAAAAAUUCGUGUCGUGGUGGUUGUAAUGAGAUAAAAUAUCCGAUAAACUCGCAGUCUUCUUCCAUGGUCAGCGUGGCAUUUUUAAAGCACGUGUGUACCCGGAUCGAUUGUCUGCAGAAACAUUGCGUGAUUACAACUUUUUUUCUUUUCGACACAUGCCUUUUUCUUUGGCACCUCAAAGUUGACCGCGUUAUAUUCCACUUGGCCAGUUCCCCACAAGUUGGGCGUUGCACAGUACAGAUUAUAACAACGGUUGUGGUUUUACAGAAAUUACAACAAUUGCUCCGGAUCUUCGCACAAGCGAUGAAAUUUUCGCAAUCCAUACGAGCAAGUAUAACACAAUUCAUUUCCAGAAUCGAAUGUCUUUAUUUAUAUUAUUACCUCGGCACUAUACUACCUAUAAGGAAACGCAAAGCUCACCGAUUUUCGGGGAUUUUCGAUGAUCGUAUAUGCGCAAUUUUUACCCUUGUUUUUACGAAUUCUAAAACCUCAUAAUUUAGGGAAACAAUGGGAAAUAUCAGCCUUCCCCCCAUUAAAUAUCAUGGAAUAAACAACAUCAUGUCAGAAAAUUUUCUCGCAGUUUUUCGGAAAAGGCAUCAAACUGCAUAAUUACUAUUGCGCCUAUGUUUAAGCUUUCCGACCGAGAGCGGAGUGGUAAAAUUUAGAAUUUCUUAACUCCUCCAAAUAUGGUACAUCUAUAUGUUUUUUAGAUCGCUGGUUACAAAAAAAAAAAAUAUCAGUUUUGGCCAAAAGUAUCUAAUCAUGAGUAUAUUGACCAUUUUUAGUCAAUUUUGAUGUCUUUCUUGCAUAACCAGCUUCUGAAAAAUAGAUAUUUACUGUAAUUAUUACUUUAACUAUAACUAACAUAAGAUAUACUGAUCUGGAAAUAUAAAGCCAAGUUUGUAUACCUGAUAAAUAUUUUCAACAUCGUUUUCAAUGAAUAUAUUCUAUAGUUUAUAUUUAGGUCGGAUGCGUUUGAGAAGGGAAUAUCUUAGGCAAAAACUCGUAGCAUAUCGAUUUACGUACAAAACUAAAAUUAGUCAAGAGGCAAUUACUUCGGAAAUCCAUCGAUACAAACUACAAUAGAUCAUUAUCGGAGUUAUCGCAUAUAUAAAAAGUUGGCGCGCUUCAGAAACGUCAUACACACUGAAUUUGCUAGUUGAAUAGAAGACAUCGGUACCAUAUUUUUCACUAUUAGCGUACACCAGACACACGAAAAAGUAUAUGUUUUGGAAAAAAGUCAUGCAACCUGUCAAAGAUGCCUGGGCUUCACCCGGGGAAAAAAAAAAUAUAACUCGACGAGAUUUUUAUUCGCAACUAAACAUCACUACGUGGUUGAAUCGGGUAACGGGAAAUUUUCCUCUGAAACUAAAAGGGCAUAUUGGCAAUAGACGGUACAAAAUGAGCCCCGGUUUGAUGUUGUAUGGAGCGAUUUUAGUGAUUGCGAUGGUAGUAUUCAUGAUAAAAUGGACGAUGGGCUACGCAGAUGACGCUGAUGUCGAAGGGUAAUGAUUUUUCAAAUUCUUUUUCCUCGUCAAUUCAUUGAAAAUAGUUAUUAUUUCAGGAACUCUUCGCUUCAAAUUUUAUUCACGAUACUGCAGAUGUUACGAUUAUUAAUAAUAGUUGGGCUGUUCUUGUCAGGAAUAUUUGGCGGGAAAAAAUUACAGACUUCUUUGUUCAAUCUGGAAGUACAAGAUGCAUCGCUGAAAGAAUUUGCAAGUCAACCGGAUUACGCGGCAAACAUAAAACGACACUAUAUUCGAACGGGAUUACUUUGGCUGUUAACGUUUUUCGUAAUCGGCUGUGAUUUGAUUCGUAGAAAUCCAUCGCCUGACCAUGAGAGAUUCUGGUUACAAUGGAUAGCACUGAUGUACACUAUAAUUACUCUAAAAAUCAAUAUGUAUCUAUUCGUCGAUAUCGUUUUCAUCUUGAGGGAAAGAUUUGAAAUUCUCAAUGAAAAAUUGACCAGAAUGAUCGACGAUAUUAACAAUUGCACUGUCGAGGUAUGAGUAACGAUAAUUAAAUUACGUAUGCGUAAUAAAUUUGUGCGCGUCAGGUAACGAUGAUUAAACAUGACUUUCAGACAAUCUACGAACGGCAUAGUUUUCCUCGAAAACUUCGUAAAAUUGCUACGAUUCAUGGAGCUCUAUGUGAAGCAGCGUCGAAUAUUAAUCAGGCGUUCAGUUUCAAUAUAGUUUUGGAAGUAAUUUAUGCUUUUUCAAUAAUGACGUGCGCCGCGUACUAUCUAAUUUACGAUUUAAAGUCAACCGGAUUGUUAUGGUACUCAUUCAAUUGGGGGAUUAUCGGCAGUAUGGAUACGCUUUACAUGAUAUGGGCUUGCAGUUUAGCCGAACACGAGGCUUGGCUCACGGGAAAAAUUAUUCACAAAUUGAAUGUUUCUGAAACCGAUACACCGUUACUUAACAAAGUGAUUCAAGAAUUUUCUCUGCAAUUACAAUAUGAGAAACUUGAGUUCACUGGGGCUGGUUUGUUUCGAUUGGAUCCUACUCUUAUUCGAUCGAUCGCUGGAACCGUGACUACUUAUUUGAUUGUUCUGAUACAAUUCAACAAGCCAUGAGAGUCCGCGUAAUUCGCUCACACGUAGAAAUGGUUCACUUGUAGUUUGAAAAUAUGAUAAUUAAUUUUCUUCAAUUUUACUAGAUUCUUUUUUCGCCGUGAAAAAUAGUGCACGUGAUUGGUGGUCCGCAGCUAUGCAGGAUCAUCGUUUCGCAAAUGAAGGUUGAUGUUGAAGCACACUAAAUUCCGAAAGACUCACAACACCAUAUAUAUCCGUUGGAUGUCGCAAAACUUCUUGGGAGAUUACGAAUGUCAAGUACAUUCUUCAAUUAGAGCGACGCUGCAAUUUGGAGGAAAAAAAUUAAAAUUAGUCAAUACUAAUGCGAACAAAUGUAAUAUAUGUAUGUGUAGCACCGCGAGUGAUGAGAAAAUAUAAAACGAUUAAAUAAUUUCAACGCGUUAUAACAGCGUUAAAAAUUUUGGCGACGACAAUAAUAUUGUGUGUUUUAAUGAUGUUUUUUGUUUUCGAGAAUGGUAAACAAAA